UCAGCUGGGCCUCGAUGAGUUCCCAGUAGAGAAGAGAUGGAAGGGAAUCUAUGACCAGUUCCUGGAGUUCAUCCACUCAGGCUGCAAAGAAGAAACGGAAGAGUCUUUCACAGGGUUCCACAUACAAACGAGCAAGGAGCUGCGGAAAUCUCAGGAGUACCUCUUCUGCCAAAGGGGGACUGAGGAUGUAUCCUGGAAGAUAGAAGAUAUUCUUGAAGAGCUUGUCCACCACCAGGGACUGGAGUCACUACAGAGUUAUUUAGAGAAGGCAUUGAAGUCUUCCCUGCACCCACUGGGAAAGCUGCUGAAGGCCUUGACGAUAGCUUUUCAGGCAACAUAUUCUGGGAUUGGAGCCAACAGACACUUGCUGACUAUGGCACAAGAGGAAGUCAAGUACUAUGCAAAGAAAAUAUGGGAGUUUUACCAGGGUUUGCUCCAUCUGGCACUGGAACAGAAGAGCCAACUGCCUGCAAAGUGUGUGGAUGGAGAUACAAGUGACCAGAAGGCAUGCAGUGUGGUCCUGCCACUGAUCUUGCCCUGCUUCUACCCUGAACUUUUCAUGCUCUACAUGCUCUAUCAUGAAAGAGAGGAUGACCUCUACUGCCAAGGGAUCGUGGACCUAAGUUUAUUUCCUGACAUCAAGCUGCUGGAGUUUCUGGAUGUGCAAAAACACCUCUGGCCUCUGAAAGAUCUCACCCUGACAACCAACCAGAGGCGGUCCCUUAUCAAAGACAAGUGUUUCCUGUCAGCCACGGAGUGCUUGCAGAAGCUGAUCACCACGGUGGAUCCCCGAGAAAAGCUGGUGAUCCUCCAGAAGACGUAUGAGGAGAUAGAGAGCACCGUGUCCCGGGUGGUGGAGAAGGACUACAAGCUCCCCAUGGAUGACCUGUUGCCCCUGUUGAUGUAUGUUGUGUCCCGAGCAAAAAUACAACACCUGGGAGCUGAAAUCCAUCUCAUCAGAGACUUGAUGGACCCCACGAACCAAGGAGGACUCUAUGACUUUCUGUUAACAGCACUGGAGUCAUGCUACGAACACAUACAGAGGAUGAGACUCAAUCAAAGAGAGACCUGCCAUGUGCCUCACAGCUCCUGA
This is a messenger RNA of Mesitornis unicolor (brown roatelo), 1093 nucleotides long. It is a transcript of the gene ALS2CL, whose product is annotated as ALS2 C-terminal like. Lineage: Eukaryota; Metazoa; Chordata; Aves; Mesitornithiformes; Mesitornithidae. The record is from RefSeq and is a predicted model, not a curated record. The transcript is spliced from 10 exons. The annotation marks the transcript as partial.